AUGAAGAGUCUGACUUGCUUGAACAAACGUGCAGAGGGUAUUGAAGAUUUUCAACGGGCUCAAACACAGCUUAAUGUUCAGCCAAGACAGCAACUGAAUGGAGAGGUAUGGAAACCACCACCAUCAGAGGUGUACAAAAUCAAUUUUGAUGCUGCAUUAUUUUCGGACUUAGGCAGAACUGGGUUUGGAGCAAUUGUUCGAAAUGAAAAGGGGGAGGUAAUGGCUACUAUGACUGCUUGUGGAUCAGCUGUGCACACCAGUGAUGAAGCAAAGUUGCUUGCUUGUUGGAGAGCUUUAGAAUUUGCUGUGGAUGCUGGCUUUUCCAGGCUGAUUAUUGAGGGAGAUAACAACAAUGUUAUUCAUGCUAUCUCUUCUUCCGAGGAAAACACUUCAUUAUUCGGCAAUGUAGUGGAUGAUAUUCGCCAUUUGAUAAGGGGAUUGCUUUGGUCUGAUGUUUGUUGUAUUAGGAGGGGUGGGAAUAGGGUUGCCUAUGCUUUGGCUCAACAUGCUAGACAUACAUUAGAUGAGGAUUUGUAA
Molecule: messenger RNA, 537 nt
Organism: Quercus robur (English oak)
Lineage: Eukaryota; Viridiplantae; Streptophyta; Magnoliopsida; Fagales; Fagaceae
Exons: 1
Coding region: 1-537 (178 amino acids)
Molecular function (GO): RNA-DNA hybrid ribonuclease activity; nucleic acid binding
Source: RefSeq, a predicted model, not a curated record